CGAGGCUAAACAAUUCAUCUGCCUCACAUGUGGCGUUGUCAUAGGCGUAGAUUUAGACGCUAGCACUGACGAACGUAUUGGCCAACACACAGGAGAAAGAGUACUCUACCAGCAAUCUAAGACUGAUCAAGUUCAGAUCGUGUUUGAAAAAGCACUCGAUAAGCUCAAUAUUCCUGGUGUAUUACCACACGCAAUGGAUAUUUGGAAGAAGGCUAGCAAGAAAGUGUACAAAUCGACGCCAGCGCGUAAAAUGUUUAUCGCUGGAUGUAUCGUCAUAGCCAGUCGCGAGCAAAAGAAACAAACGCGUUUAGAGAACAUUCUUAUGGCAGUGAAUCAGCAACCAUCCUCUGAGUACAUGAAGUUGUUACUUCAUGUUGUCAAAUUGACAAAGCGAGCACUGAAUUAUAAAGCUUCACUGAAUAUAUCCGAGGAUGUCCGUAGCUCCGUACAAAUAUUGCUUACGCGUGUAGGACAAAUAGCAAAUGACUCGAUUAAAGCUUCAGAGGCUGUUAGAUCCACCUUAUCAAGCGUAAAAUUUCACAGUCUGCGACAAAUAGCCCACAAUUUGUUAGAGAUUGCAAUUAAUUCUGGAUAUCUCAAGAAGCGCUACAGGGCUAACCCAAUAGCCUUAUCAAUCAUCGUCUUAGCGGUCGAAUCUCAAAUAACAAAGUUGGCGACAGACGUUAAAGUAGACAUGAUAGAAACACUCAGUAUGGCACUAGAUAAGGUCUCUAUGCAGACUGUCAAUGCAAACUUACUGGAUAUGCUUAAUUUGUUGCGCAAGAUAACGAAAGUAUACAUGCCAUGGCUCGAAGACGAAAUAACGGCGAGAAAUAAAGACAAAGUCGGCGCAAGAAUACAUAGACAUAGGUACAACUCCUUCAUAUGGAUUGCUGAUGUUGCUAAGUAUGCCAAGAAUGCCAAUUUAUCUCUAGGAUAUGAAUUUGCAGAUGACACAAAAGUCAGGACAGAUAGGAAUACGAGUGCAUUUGUACGAUCUGCAAUACAAUUCGUUAGAGAUAACCAGGAAGGUACAAUAAGCGCCUCGCUUUCUGAAGAACUCAUAGAGAGUAUAAAACAGGAGUUUAUGCCCUCUUAUAGUCAUUCGAAAGCUCUGAAAAGGCUAGGAGACAAAAAUGUUGACAACGCAUCGGAUGAUGAGCUGUUUAGUGACGAAGAGCUCGCUUCGUACAUCAGAACAGAAGAUGAAGUCAUCGCCAAGCAGCUUGCAGUGGGCGGUAUGUAUGACUAUCAAUCGAAGAGUAAGCGUCGUGUGGUCGACAAAAGCGAGAAACGCCAGAAAAGUAAUAAGACGACAGCACCUGUGGAAGAACACGAAAUUGAAGAAAUAGUGGGUUCUAUAGACCCCACCAGUUUGUAUGAAGAAGUAGCAUCACUAAUAGAUACCUAAUUUACUCUGGUAACUUUCUCAUUGGUCUUCUGAGCUUGCCCAAAAUAAUGCCUGAUGUGUUCUCCGCUUGUGCUAUUACUUCGCCCAUAUAAAGUGGUGCAGCGUUUAUGUAGUACAUUCUGUCCAACGCUUGGAGGUGUUUCUCACGCGAUUUGUGGGCUUGUUUCGAUUCUGGUGCCGCCGCUUCAACAGGUGGCUUCUGUGCGUUCCAGCGACUGAUUGAUAAUGUCUUCCGUCGUUGUCUAAUUCCCUUCCAAUUUGUAUGUGAAUGGUGUAUGUCCGUUAAGUUCUUCACCACUUUGUGAGCCUUCCCAAGGUUCUCUCCAGCGCUAUUGUAGAAAUCGAUUGACUGUUUAACUUUUUCGUUAAAUUCCUUAAAAAUUCCAAUUUUAUCGUCACUUUGAUUGUAUUUAUCAAUCAUAUCAUCAAAAUCAGUUCUUAUUAAAUCGUAUAUUUGCUUCUUUGAUCUUUUAGAUGGGUAUACUGCUUUAUAAGCGGAUUUCAGCGUCCG
Molecule: messenger RNA, 1922 nt
Organism: Wallemia mellicola CBS 633.66
Lineage: Eukaryota; Fungi; Basidiomycota; Wallemiomycetes; Wallemiales; Wallemiaceae
Exons: 4
Coding region: 194-1411 (405 amino acids)
Source: RefSeq, a predicted model, not a curated record